CGUCUUGUUUGUAUCACACAUAUCACUCCCACCACGAUACUCCGUACAGAAAGAGAAAAGUUGCAAAGUACAUAUUUUUUUGACAUGAGUAUGCUGUGAUAGGAGAGUUCGGACUCAGACUCCGCGAUCGGCGGACUCAGUUACGCGACAUCGACCACCAGUGCUAGGUCUGAAGUCUACGCCAUGGUAGAAGAGUUCGGUCGCACGUAUCACGGGUACAAGGCUGGCAAGUAUGUCAUGCCGAACGACGAGAAAGAGCGUGACCGUCUCGACCUACAACACAUGCUCUGGCUCCUCACGGUCGACAACGCGCUCUACCAAGCUCCGAUCGAGAACCCGCAUCACGUUCUCGACAUAGCAACCGGGACAGGAAUAUGGGCAAUGGACUUCGCCGAACAACACCCCAACUCCCGCGUCCUGGGCACCGACCUCUCGCCCAUCCAACCCAACUACGUCCCCGUAAACUGCACCUUCGAGAUCGCAGACGCAGAGGACGACUGGACCUUCAGCCGGCCCUUCGACUACAUCCACGGUCGCGCCCUGCUCUCUUGCUUCUCGGACCCGCGCUCCAUCGUCCGGAAGGCGUACGACGCGCUCGCGCCCGGCGGCUACCUCGAGCUCCAGGACGGAUUGUUUCCGUUCCUGUUUCUCGACCCGCAGCCCCCGGCUGACCACCCGCUGAAUGUGUUCCUGCACAAUUUGUUGGAGGCGAGUAGGUUGUCGGGCAGGCCGUGGGAUAAUGUGCAGAAUUACGCCGGGUGGAUGCGAGAGGUGGGGUUCGAGGAGGUGGUGGAGAAGAGGUUUAAUUGGCCGUGUGGGCCGUGGGCGAAGGGCGAGAGGAUGAAGAAGUUGGGGGUGUAUUUUCUGGAGGAUCUGAGGCAUGCGAUUGAGCCCAUGGGAAUGAAGCUGUUUUGUAAGGUGCUUGGGUGGAGUGAGGAUAGGGCUAAGGCGUUGGUGGACCAGGUGUUGCAGUUGUUGGGCGCGAGGAAGGUGUAUUUGUAUGAGACUGUGUAAGUUUUUGUUUGGGUAAGUCGCUGGGCAGGUUGCUGAUUUUUGACAGACUUUUCGUGUAUGGAAGGAAACCAAGGUCACAAUAGCAGGCGAAGACAAUGGUUUGACAAGAGGUUGACCUUGGACAUAUAAGACAUAAUAGAAUAUGUUGUUUGGUAAAGCAGAUAUCAGUAGCCACUUGGAAAGUAAGGAAUCUAUGGUAAAAUGUAGUGACAAGGAAAAAGUAGGGCCUUGACUCCGUAGUGAAUUACAAG
This is a messenger RNA of Aaosphaeria arxii CBS 175.79, 1265 nucleotides long. Its product is annotated as S-adenosyl-L-methionine-dependent methyltransferase. Gene Ontology annotation, molecular function: methyltransferase activity. NCBI's taxonomy places the organism in Eukaryota, Fungi, Ascomycota, Dothideomycetes, Pleosporales. The record is from RefSeq and is a predicted model, not a curated record. Bases 184 to 1014 code for a protein of 276 amino acids. The transcript is spliced from 5 exons.